GGACGUCUGAUCUCUUAGCCUUCUCCCUCUCUCUCUCCCUCUCUCUUCUGUGAAUGGGCAUUGGGUCUCUGUUUCAGUGCCUCUCUCUCUCUCUCUCUCUCGUUCUCUUCAACUUCAGCCUCCACAAUCUUUCCCAUAAACGCCAAACCCUAUCUCUCACUCUCUUUACCCUCCACUUAUCAUCGAUUACGUUCCCCUUUUCUUUUCUUCUCAAAUUUCUCUCCCAUUCUUCACUCCCAAUUCUUCUACUCUUCCAUUUUUUUCCACCCAUUCAAUCUUCGUUUUAAUCUUCUAGGCCUCUCAUAGAAAUUAUUGCAGCACUAUCUAUGUGAUAGUAUGUUGUGUUUGAUUCUUCAUUGAUGGCGGCCAAUCAAAGGAGAAAAAGAUUGAGUUCUGCCAGUGUAGUUGGUUACAGUUCGAGAGAACCAUAUAGAGUGAGAAAAAAGAAUUUAGCAUUGCCAUACGGCGAUGCAAACUUAAGAUCCCAUAUAACUCUGGUAUGGGAUGGGAGUAAAAGAAGAGUUGUUUCUAAAAGAGAACAAAUUGGCAUAAGUUGGAGAAAAUUGAGACCAUUUGUUGAUUCCGUCUCCAAUGAACAAACUAUCUUAGCUGACGUUUUUGAUGUCCCUCGUCAGAUUUUUGAGUUGGAAGAUUUGUCAGAAGUUCUUUCACUUGAGGUUUGGCAGACACAUCUUUCGGAAAAUGAAAGGAACAAUCUUCGGAAGUUCCUUCCUGGAGAACAAGAAAAUGAGAUAGAUGUACUAGGAGCCUUGUUUUCUGGGAAUAAUUUUCACUUUGGAAAUCCCCUUGUUCAAUGGGAGUCUUCACUUUGCUCUGGUGCCCUUCACCCUGAUGCAGUUCUUCAACAUGAACAGCGCUUAAGAGGAGAUAAAAAAACAUAUUCCCGUGAGUUACAGAAGUAUCAUAAUAAUAUGAUUGGUUAUCUGCAGAAACUGAAGGAUAGAUGUGCGAAUUGCAAAGAUCCAGAGAAAGAAAUCAUACAUCAAACGUGGAGGUCAAGAAAUUCAGAAAAUAGAGUUUCCACCUUAGUGAAUGUGUCCAGAUUUGACCAUCAUGAGGACAAUGCUAUAGCUACAUCUGAGUCUGGUUCGUGGGCUGCAGAGGAGAAAGCAUGCAGUAGCGAUAACCAGACUUCAUUCAUGAAGGGUAGAGAACAUUCAGAAAGGAUGUGCAAUGAAGGAUAUAAGCGAGAAAGAUGUAGAAAUUCAUCAAGUGCUUUAGAUGACAUGCUUAAUGUGGGUACUAGACCUGAGGACAAGCUACAAAAGCGCAACAUUCAGUGUAGUGAUGGCUCUAAAUAUAUGUCAUAUCUCAAGAUUAGCAAGAAGCAGCAUGACCUUGUGAAGAAUAUGAAGCAAUCUGGAUCUCUGGACCAAGUUUUAGGUGACAUUCAAGCUUUUAAUGUACAACCGUACCAAGUAUUUGUAGAGGAAGAACAGAAAAAGUUGCAUGAGCACUGGCUGCAAUUAUCAAAAGUUCAUCUUCCAGUUGCGUAUGCCAAUUGGAGACAGAUUCAUUUACAGAGACGGCAAAUAAUCAAGGCCUUGGAGCAAGACCUGAAAGAUAGACAAACACAGCUGAUGGAUGUGGACACUGAAAGCCAUGACAGCAUGCUUCGAGGUCAAAUGGAUGCUGAAGAAACAGAUCAAAUGGAUAUGGAAGAAACAGGAAAUGAGUCUAUUGAAAAAUCAAUUUCAGGUUCCCAAAGUAGUCAGUCCUCAGAGCAGGCCAAUGGUGGACUGGAGACCGACAGCAGUUCAAAUCCCAAAAACCAUGAUGUCUCAAAUUCUUGUGAUACUAAUCUCAAAGAUUCUGGAAUAUCAAGAAACAUGGAUGCUAUAGAAAGCUCAGCCAGCCAGGGAGAGGCCCUACUUUCUAUUGGUGAUGUCCGUCCAGGACCAGGGAUGCCAAAGAAUUAUUACAGCUCUUCUACCAGCCAUGAUUAUGCGGCAUCUAUAAGUAAUUUGUCUCUUGCAAAUUCUCAUGCUGACAAUGAGCAAAAAACAAGAGUUUUCAAUGUCGAUCCUGAAAUGCCUGUCAGAGGUGUUGCUAAAAGUUUGUUGCAUAGUCAGUCAGACAAUGACGCUUGUGUGAAACAUGGCUUACAUGGCAGGGAUAUUGGAAAAAUUUUGUUGCCUAGACAAUCAGAUAAUGGCGCUUUUGUGGAACCUGAUUUGCAUAGCCGAGACAUUGGAAAAAGUUCAUUACAAAGACGAUCAGAUGUUGACACCUUUACUUAUGAAAAUGAAGGUAAAGAUAUUAGAAAAGCUUUGUUACAUAGACAACCAGAGGAUGACACCUUUAGUUCUUAUGAAGAUCAAGGUAAAGAUAUUGAAAAACAUUUGUUACAUAGGCAACCAGACGACGGUGUCUUUAGUUAUGAAAAUCAAGGUAAAGAUGAGUUGCUUCAUUCUGUAUUUAAGAGACAGGGAGCUAUGUCUUUCCAUCAUCACAAGGAAAGGCACCCAUGUUUAGAUUUUCAGCCAUCAAACAAUGACUUGAUAGAAGAGAGUCAGUAUUCUAGACAUUUCCAGGAGCAGCCAAAUUUAUCCAUGCCUUUGCAGCAAAGGCAGAAGGAAGACGACCAAGUAUACAUUCAACAUGCCGUUCCAGAGAAUAUUUACCCUGAUGGCAACAGAUAUCUGAUUCCUCCAUCUCAGCAACAGUUAUUACCCUCGGUUGGAAUGCAGGACUGGGCUGCUAACUCGGUUCGUUUGUCUUCUCAUAUCCAUUCUCAUUCUCAUCCUAUAAAUGGUGGAUGUUUAUUAAGCGAGAACUGGUUUUCGAGCGAGCAUCAAGUCCGUGAUGGGUUUACAGGGUCAGAUGGUGUUAGCGUUAUAGUCCCAAAUCCAAGCAUUGGAAGUGGAAGCAACAGCGCAGAUCAAACCUUAUUCAGUGUUCUAUCUCAGGGCAAUCAAUUUCGUUCCCCUUUCCAUUCAAUGGGCUCGAACGGCCAAUUCAUUUCCCCAAGGAACUAUGGAAUGUUGCGCGAAGGAAAUCCCAUGAUCGGUAACGUUCUACCAGAAACAUCCAACCCAAUUAAUAAUUACUUGGGAGGGCAUGAAAUAGCAUCUCAGGGUAUGAGCUGGGUAGGGAUGAGGCAUCAAGGUUCCAAUUUGACUGAUCCAAUGGAGAAACCAUAUUUGAGAUCAUGGAAUCAAUGAAGAAGAAAGCUAUGGUCACUUAGUUUUGCAAUAAGAGACAAAGUUGUGAAUUUUGUUUUGGAGUGAGGACUGAAAAGAAUGGAACGAAAAAAAGAAACUUUGUGGAUGCUUCAAACAGAGGCUAGUUUUGUGCAUCAAAGAUAUACAUACCCAAUUGAUACAAGAACAGAAGCAACACAACACCAUGUAUAUAUAUCUAGAUGUUAGAUGAGCAGCUGGAAGAGAAGAAAUUUUAAAUGAUGAAAAUAGAACCAGGCAAAAAAAAAUUACUUUUUUGCUGGCAAGGUACAUUUUUUUUGUAGCUUUGUUCUUUAUUUUAAAAUUUAAACCUUCCCCUGUGUUCUGUUGCUUAGAAAAGAUAAAAUUUCAAUAAUUUUGGAGGCUUUACAAAGCCAUCUAUCUGAGGCCAAUGCUUUAGAAGAGAUCAUUCUCCUGAUUUUUAUUUUAUUUUGUUAUUUUGUUAAAGUUAUUGAUUAAUUUGA
Messenger RNA from Cucumis sativus (cucumber), 3667 nucleotides. RefSeq lists its product as hypothetical. Gene Ontology annotation, cellular component: Ino80 complex. The transcript is spliced from 10 exons. The record is from RefSeq and is a predicted model, not a curated record. The coding region runs from base 360 to 3185 and encodes 941 amino acids. Lineage: Eukaryota; Viridiplantae; Streptophyta; Magnoliopsida; Cucurbitales; Cucurbitaceae.